CAUCUCUAGCCUACCCUAACUUGUUUGGAACUAAAAGGCUUUGUUGUUGUUGUUGUUGUGCUGUUUGUUAGAACAAUAAUCAAUAUCUCAUGUGGGUGUAUUAUGCUCGUGUAGAAUUGAUGAGUUGGUGCAUCCAGCUGCGUGCCAAUUUCUCAGCGAUGAAAAGCUUGUGGAUAAUAGAAGUGAAAUUGCUGAAAAGAUGGAAGUUAAGUUUUUCUCAAUGCCUCAGAGUAUCAAACCUGUUACUGAUUUCAUACAAGAGAAUGGAGGGACCCUAGUUAGGACUGAAAUUCUUGCUGGCCGUUUCAAUGAAUGCGUCGCACGUGACAUAGGAAUGAUGGUGGUCCAACGGUCUAUUGCAGAGGUGUUUCGUGCGCACGCUGCGGUUUUGACUUGGGAUGGUGCUUUUGAUAUAACUGAUUUUGUUGUCAUAAAUGAUGAAGAGAUCAAGAUAACUAAGGAACCCGUGCCGGGUGAGGCUGCUCACAGAGCACACGACCUACACAGAAUUGGGUUCAUUUACAUGCCUUUCUUUACAGAAAAUGGAAGAAUGGCGUUGUACUUCAGUGUUUUGCAUCAUGACCUGAUAAAUGCUGGUGAGAACGACAUAAUGGAGGAAUGGUUCAGAGAAUAUAUUCUCUAUCACACAGCACUGAGGCCGUCACCAGCUCGUUACAGUCUUUGUGACUGGAGUGCAUCAGACGUGCCAAAAAUUUGGUGCUGUAGGUUCUGCAAUCCAUCAGUUUUUAGCUGGAAAGCUUGCUUGUUACCUGGAUUGGAGGAGUCAUGUUCCGCAAAAUACCGCUGAUGUAUUCUCUAAGGUGUAUCGGUUCAAGUUUAAGCCCACAGAAGGCGUACCCCAACCAUUUGAACCGACAAAUGGGGGAAUCCUUGCAUACAAGAGACAUUUCUUUCAGCAUGCAGAUAUAUACCUUAAUGUUCAAUAUCUGUGUGAGGUUGAAAAAAUUGGUGCAAGGAGGUUUGAGAAAGCGCUUCCGUAUAUCUUGAAGUUGCUGCUGAGAGAUUGUGAUAUGCACAAAAGUGGCCC
Molecule: messenger RNA, 1048 nt
Organism: Phragmites australis (common reed)
Lineage: Eukaryota; Viridiplantae; Streptophyta; Magnoliopsida; Poales; Poaceae
Exons: 3
Coding region: 200-808 (202 amino acids)
Source: RefSeq, a predicted model, not a curated record